Molecule: messenger RNA, 8992 nt
Organism: Camelus dromedarius (Arabian camel)
Lineage: Eukaryota; Metazoa; Chordata; Mammalia; Artiodactyla; Camelidae
Gene: PCDH19
Product: protocadherin 19
Exons: 6
Coding region: 143-3580 (1145 amino acids)
Biological process (GO): homophilic cell-cell adhesion
Cellular component (GO): plasma membrane
Molecular function (GO): calcium ion binding
Source: RefSeq, a predicted model, not a curated record
CCUGGGCGGGACUCCUCCCGCGGCCUCCGGGGCCCCGGGGCGCGCGCAACAGGCGGCCCGAGUCGGCGGGAAGCUGGAGCGCCGGCGGCGUCGACCUCGGAGGGGUGUGGAGAGGCGAGGCCAGGCAGAGCCCCGCGCAGCCAUGGAGUCGCUCCUGCUGCCGGUGCUGCUGCUGUUGGCUGUACUGUGGACGCAGGCGGCCGCCCUCAUUAACCUCAAGUACUCGGUAGAAGAGGAGCAGCGCGCCGGGACGGUGAUCGCCAACGUGGCCAAGGACGCGCGCGAGGCGGGCUUCGCACUGGACCCACGGCAGGCCUCUGCCUUCCGUGUGGUGUCCAACUCGGCUCCGCACCUGGUGGACAUCAACCCCAGCUCGGGCCUGUUGGUCACCAAGCAGAAGAUCGACCGUGAUCUGCUGUGCCGCCAGAGUCCCAAGUGCAUCAUCUCGCUCGAGGUCAUGUCCAGCUCAAUGGAGAUCUGCGUGAUUAAGGUGGAGAUCAAGGACCUGAAUGACAACGCGCCCAGCUUCCCGGCAGCACAGAUUGAGCUGGAGAUCUCCGAGGCGGCCAGCCCCGGCACGCGCAUCCCUCUGGACAGCGCCUAUGACCCGGACUCGGGCAGCUUUGGCGUGCAGACGUACGAGCUCACGCCUAAUGAGCUAUUCGGCCUGGAGAUCAAGACCCGCGGCGAUGGCUCACGCUUUGCCGAACUCGUGGUGGAAAAGAGUCUGGACCGGGAGACGCAGUCGCACUACAGCUUUCGCAUCACUGCACUCGACGGUGGCGACCCGCCGCAUCUGGGUACUGUUGGCCUCAGCAUCAAGGUGACCGACUCCAAUGACAACAACCCGGUGUUUGGCGAGUCCACCUAUUCGGUGAGCGUGCCAGAGAACUCACCUCCCAACACGCCCGUCAUUCGUCUCAACGCCAGCGACCCAGACGAAGGCACCAAUGGCCAGGUGGUCUACUCCUUCUAUGGCUACGUCAAUGAUCGCACUCGAGAGCUCUUCCAGAUCGACCCACACAGCGGCCUGGUCACGGUCACUGGUGCCCUAGACUACGAAGAGGGCCACGUGUACGAACUGGACGUGCAAGCCAAGGACCUGGGGCCCAACUCCAUCCCGGCACACUGCAAGGUCACCGUCAGCGUUUUGGACACCAAUGACAACCCACCGGUCAUCAACCUGCUGUCGGUCAACAGCGAGCUGGUGGAAGUGAGCGAGAGCGCCCCCCCGGGCUACGUGAUUGCACUGGUGCGGGUGUCUGAUCGAGACUCCGGCCUCAAUGGGCGCGUGCAGUGCCGUUUACUGGGCAACGUGCCCUUUCGGCUGCAGGAGUACGAGAGCUUCUCCACUAUCCUGGUGGACGGACGGCUGGACCGCGAGCAGCACGACCAGUACAACCUCACGAUCCAGGCGCGCGACGGUGGCGUGCCCAUGCUGCAGAGUGCCAAGUCCUUUACCGUGCGCAUCACCGACGAGAACGACAACCACCCACAUUUCUCCAAGCCCUACUACCAGGUCAUUGUGCAGGAGAACAACACGCCCGGUGCCUAUCUGCUCUCUGUGUCUGCUCGAGACCCCGACCUGGGUCUUAAUGGCAGUGUUUCCUACCAGAUCGUGCCGUCGCAGGUGCGGGACAUGCCUGUCUUCACCUAUGUCUCCAUCAACCCUAACUCCGGGGACAUCUACGCGCUGCGAUCCUUCAACCACGAGCAGACCAAGGCUUUUGAAUUCAAGGUGCUGGCUAAGGACGGCGGCCUGCCCUCGCUGCAGAGCAAUGCCACUGUUCGGGUCAUCAUCCUCGACGUCAAUGACAAUACCCCAGUCAUCACCGCCCCGCCCCUGAUCAAUGGCACUGCGGAGGUCUACAUACCCCGCAACUCCGGCAUAGGCUACCUGGUGACCGUUGUCAAAGCAGACGACUACGAUGAGGGCGAGAACGGCCGGGUCACCUAUGACAUGACAGAGGGCGACCGCGGCUUCUUUGAAAUAGACCAGGUCAAUGGCGAGGUCAGAACCACUCGCACCUUCAGCGAGAGUUCCAAGGCUUCCUACGAGCUUAUUGUGGUGGCUCACGACCACGGCAAGACGUCUCUCUCUGCCUCGGCGCUCGUCCUGAUUUACCUGUCCCCUGCUCUCGACGCCCAAGAGUCGAUGGGCUCGGUGAACUUGUCACUGAUUUUCAUUAUCGCCCUGGGCUCCAUUGCCGGCAUCCUCUUUGUCACUAUGAUCUUCGUGGCGAUCAAGUGCAAGCGAGACAACAAAGAGAUCCGGACCUACAACUGCAGUAAUUGUUUAACCAUCACUUGUCUCCUCGGCUGUUUUAUAAAAGGACAAAACAGCAAGUGUCUGCAUUGCAUCUCGGUUUCUCCCAUUAGCGAGGAGCAAGACAAAAAGGCAGAGGAGAAAGUGAGCCUAAGGGGAAAGAGAAUCGCUGAGUACUCCUAUGGGCAUCAAAAGAAAUCAAGCAAGAAGAAAAAAAUCAGUAAGAAUGACAUCCGCCUGGUACCCCGGGAUGUGGAGGAGACAGACAAGAUGAACGUUGUCAGUUGCUCCUCCCUGACCUCGUCCCUCAACUAUUUCGACUACCACCAGCAGACCCUGCCUCUGGGCUGCCGCCGCUCUGAGAGCACUUUCCUGAAUGUGGAGAACCAGAAUACCCGCAAUACCAGCGCCAACCACAUCUAUCAUCACUCUUUCAACAGCCAGGGCCCCCAGCAGCCAGACCUGAUCAUCAACGGUGUGCCUCUGCCCGAGACUGAAAACUACUCUUUUGACUCGAACUACGUGAACAGCCGAGCCCAUUUAAUCAAAAGCAGCUCCACCUUCAAGGACUUAGAGGGCAACAGCUUGAAGGAUAGCGGCCAUGAGGAGAGUGACCAGACCGACAGUGAGCAUGAUGUCCAGCGGAGCCUGUAUUGUGACACUGCCGUCAAUGAUGUGCUGAACACCAGCGUGACCUCCAUGGGAUCUCAGAUGCCUGACCAUGAUCAGAAUGAAGGAUUUCAUUGCAGGGAAGAGUGCCGGAUUCUUGGCCACUCUGACAGGUGCUGGAUGCCUCGGAACCCCAUGCCCACCCGCUCCAAGUCUCCCGAGCACGUGAGGAACAUCAUUGCACUGUCCAUUGAAGCUACUGCGGCUGAUGUUGAAGCUUAUGACGACUGCGGCCCCACCAAGCGGACUUUUGCAACCUUUGGAAAAGAUGUCAGCGACCACCCGGCUGAGGAGAGGCCCACCCUGAAAGGCAGGAGGACUGUCGAUGUGACCAUCUGCAGCCCCAAGGUCAAUGGCGCUAUUCGGGAGGCGGGCAAUGGCUGUGAGGCUAUUAGCCCCGUCACCUCCCCUCUGCACCUCAAGAGCCCUCUGCCUACCAAGCCUUCUAUGUCUUACACCGUUGCCCUGGCGCCCCCGGCCCGCGAUCUGGAGCAGUAUGUCAACAAUGCCCCUUCUCGUCCCUCUGAAGCUGAGCCCCGUGGAGCUGAUGGCGAGAAAGUCGUGCACGAGGUCAACCCCAUUCUGAAGGAGGGUCGCGACAAAGAGUCUCCCGGCAUGAAGCGUCUGAAGGAUAUCGUUCUCUAAACCAGGCUUGGGGAAGAAGAGAGAGAAACCACGCUGGCUAGCGAAGAGGCAGGAGCUGAUCAUUUUAAUUGCUCAUCAAUGGUUGGUUUUUGAGUGGCUGUAUUUCAGAGCUUUCCCUAAAUGUAUUGUUUAUAAAUGACUAUCAUUCUGUGACAAUCCCUCUCGUUUCAACAGACAGCAGGGGUGUUCCGUUGGAGCAAAUUAGCUUUGGCUUUAGUUGUUUAUGGGGCCUUGAUAUUGGGGAAACAGAGACAAAUUCAGUUGUGAAAAAGUAUUAUGUAUUAAGUGUUUGAAUUUAUAUAUUUUUCUAUGUCGAAAUUAUAAUAAAAAGUACCAUUGUUUGUGGAGGAUUACAUUUAAAAAAGCAAAAAAAAAAAAAAAAAAGAAGCUCUGGACACCUUUAAUAAGCUCGCCACUGUUUUGUAGUAUAGACAAGUUAAUGGUCAUUUAUUGUGUACUCUUCAUUGAUUCAGUGAUGUGAAAUUGAGCCCCUAAAAGGUUGUUUCUGAAGCUCGAGUACUUUCCAAUGCCACUACUUUGCUGUGGACACCCCUGCUUUAAGAACCCUUUUGCUAGCUGUGCUAUUGUUGUAUUUGAUAUUGCAAAUUGCUACGUGUGUGGUGAUGGCAAAAGGCUUUUAGAGGUUGGUGUUUUUUUUCUUAAAAAAAUAAAAUAAAACUACAGACAAAAACAAAGCUCAAACAACUGAGACGGCAAGUGAAUGAGUAAGACCACACAUGAAGAUUGAGUACUUGGAGGAGACUCACGUGGAGGAGACCCACGGAGUGGUUGCUCACCACCUUGCAGAAUAGUUUUCCUGCCUUUCAGUCUUCUGCCCAGAUCCAUGAUAGAUCAUUGCAGAAAGUCAUUUUUGGAUAUUCUGCUAUCUAAUUUGCAGUUGUCAGAAAUACUGUGCUGAAAGUUUUAUGAGAUCAAUUUUUCUCAUUUUCAGGCCCUGAACAGGAAAGUUGCUCCUGAAGUGAUCAGUUUCCAGUCUUAGAAAUUCCCCAUCUCCAAUCAUCUCAAACUCAAAAAGACUAAAUCUAUUUUGAGUUCUAAAUUAGCAUCUUUUCAGGCAUACACUUCCUGAUUCAGUGUUUCCCAAUCACGAUUGGAAUUUUAGACUGCAAAGCACGUCAUGGGCUGGAAUUGAGAACUCCAUGUAGGAUUAUAAAUAGGGGUAGAGUAAGCAGUACAAAGUGUACAUUUAGGAAAAGACAGGUAACAUGUAACAGCAUCACUGAUCCAAUUACCAUGCCUUCUAAAUGGAGACACUUGGACACUUGAACUUGUCUUUUUAUGAUUAGUACUUUUUUUAAAUUAAAAAUGUGAACAAGAAACUAUUAAAAUAAAUAUCCAUUAGAUUUAGCUAACUCUUUGCUGUAGGCUAGGAAUACACCUUUUUUUUUUAAUUAGCAAGUUUGUUACACACAUUCUUCCCACUCCCCCAUUACUAAUUGUCUAUUAAAUUCACUAGCCAACAUAGUAUUCUUGCAGCCUAAGAGUUCAUUGUUUAAAAAUGAACAAAUAUGUCACCUUUGCUCUGCCUUGGUCUUAAAAGAGCUGUUUCUGGAGAAACAAGUUUUGUGGUUAUGUUCUCAUUUGUUUCAUUUUUUGAAAUUCAAGAGUACCCAGAAAAAAAAGGCUUAAAGGUUAGAGCGCUAGAAUGCAAAAGAGGAUUUAUUUUCUUAAGUUUAGGUAGAUAAGUCAGCUCUUUUAAAUGUUUUAGUUAUUUUUGCCUGAGUUCCUGGCUUUAUACAUUACUAGGAACAUUUUCUUUUGUGGAGGGGGGAGGGCUUUGAGGGAGGGAGUGGGUAAGGCAGUGGGGAUGGGGUUAGGUAGGGGAGAAUAUUUCUGAAAAAGAACUUAUAAUGAAGCUACAAAUUCAUCCUUAUUCCUUAUUCAGUGCUGAAUACUACCUCAUGCAAAAUAUUGGUGUGGCUGCAAAUUUCCCUCUGAAACUGACACAAUUAGAAAUCGAUUACUGUACCAUCUUCAUUUUGGUUCAUUUAAUUCUCUCUCUCUUUUUCCCCUUUGAUUCAUUUCAUUUUAGUAGUAGAUUUUGAAUUAGGUAUUUAUUUCUGUUUGCAAGUGAAUAAACUAUUUGAUCAACACAUUAAAAUUUAAUUUUUUUCAUUCAAUUUAUAAUGGCUGCCUGUAGAAUUUAGACUGUUCCUUGCCUGAUCCAUCCUGAUAUUAUGUUGUUAGGUGCCACCCCAAGGUCGCUUUCAAGUCAGAUUUGACAGUUUUUGUACAGGUGUAUUUCUUACCAUGCUCAGCAGGAAGGAGGGAGCUGAAAAGAUUGUGGCAAGUGGGAACAUUCAAUGUUAGAUGGCUGUUGAGCCAGAGAGGCCACUGGCUGGCAUGUCUCUUACCGGCUAAGUUUAAACUGGUUAGAGUAGCAGUGACAUUGAUGCUGCUUUUCUCUUGUGUUUUUUUCUUCCUUUUUCUUUUUUUCAGAAUUCAGUUUCAAGCUAUAGACCAAUCCUUUUUCCUUCUCAAAAUACUUUGUUCGCAGUGGGCAGUCAGACAUUUUUUGGCUUCCAAACCCUUUAUUGAGCAUGUUCAGAGAAUUCCCCUCAUUAAGAAAAUAUCUUUUUUUUUUCCUUUCCAGUUGUCUGAUGUAUACAUCCUCCCAGAAGCACAAGUGCAUCCUAGGAGGGCUUUGUAAGCUGGUUUUAUAGGCAGGCUGUGCCUGCGAAUAGGAAUUUUGUGCAAGGAUCCUAAAUUUCCCUUUGGUUCAUGUUUCCCCACCCCUUCUUUUCAACAUGUCUGAUAAAAAGCCACAAAGGCCAGAGGGCCAGAUAUUCUUCCUUUUCCCUCUCUAAACAUGUUAUGCAUUUAAAUAUGAGGGAGCAGUUUCAGUUCCUAAAUCCUAGGGAGUUCCAUUCCAUUUAUUCUGAUGUCCCUUUUAGGGAGGAGUCGGUAUUGAGGCAUGACUUACUUUACUAACAACUGCUUUGGGCAUGUCCCUGAGCAGGUGAACGUCUUCAUGCACUAGAAAGGGUUCAGUUUGCAUUGAUUGAUUGCUUUCCCCCAAAUAUGGGGAUAUACUACUUACAAGGAAUAGGAAGAAGAGAACCAUGCCAUGUGGAAUCUCUUUUUUCUUCUUUUUACUGACUAAUCUAUGAACCUGUUCAGAAGGAAACUUACCAUCCUUUGAGUCUCUAAAAGCCAGUAAAGGAAAUUAUGGCCCACCUUAUUGCCCAAAUAGGUAAUGGGCCAAGGGACCCUGCAGUUCCUGAAUGGCAGUGGUUCUCAAAGUGUGGUCUCUGGACCGACAGCACCAGCAGCCCUUGGAUAAUGGUAAUUCCCUGUCCUCACCCAGACCAACUGAAGCAGAAAUUCUGGCUGUGGGACCUGGCAAUCCAUAUGGAUCAGAUCCCCACUAAAGGUUGAGGACUUGUUAAAGCACAGGUUGAGGGGACCCACACUUAGAGUUUCUGGUUCAGUAGGUCUGGGUUGGGGCCUGAGUCUUUGCUGAUUUAAAAAUUCCCAGGUGAUGCUGAUGCUGCUGGCCCAGGAACCACACUUUGAGUAUCACUGCUCCAGUGUAAACCUGUCUCAUAGAGCUAAUUGCACCUAAGAUGCCUGUUUAAACUCGUUCAUUGACACAGUGUCCCACGGAUCACUAAGCAAAAAUGUUAAUGGAGUACAACUUAAAACUCUGAAAAUUGGAACCACCCAGAGUAUCAUCCCAAUAGUGUUACUUCAGCAUACAACUGAUUGUAUGAAGGGAAUUCAGUUGAACUUUUCAUAUAGCUCUGUCAUAUCAACAGGCAAAACAAAAGCUGUGCACUUGAAGCAGCAAGGACAAAGGGCAGUUUGGGGAGAGGCAGGGUUUUAGAGGAUAGCUCAAUCGGGCAUCCAAGGCGGGAAAAGGAUUAUUAUUGUACAUAAUAGAAGUUCUGACUGGAAUUCCAAUUCACUUUAUGGGGAUCAUUUCGAUGUUGAAUGUUCCCCAAAGCAUCCUGACAAGUCUGGUCCACUUGGCUCUUUACCCGGGGUAAUAAGACCCUAACUGACUUUGAAAAACUGGCAUAAAUGAGCUUAUGAAGUCCAUUGUAUACAGUCCUAGUGUUUGCCUUCUCAGUAAAAUUACAUUUAAGGAUGUCAUUUCAUGAGUCAAAUUGUAUCUGCUGACACUGAAGUGUAUUGAGGUGUUGUUCUUUAGUUUAAGUAUGUAACAAAGUAAUAUUCAAAGGGGAUGUGUGGGGGUGGGGCUGGGACCGGGUGGCUUUAUAUUGAUAAUGAAAUAUUCCAGAGCAAAACACAUUGUCCUAAUGAAGCUGUUGCAGCUCUCUUUGUUUUCUUGUGAGGCUGGAAUUGGCCUGUGGGUCACAUGUUGUGCAAAAGUGAAUUAAUUUCCAAUAGAACUCAUAUCGCUUCUGUAACACAAAGAAAAUCAAACCACCUUGUCGGAAAUAUACAUUGUAAGGCGCUCUUGGUAAGGAACAACGCACGAAAACCUGAUCUUGAUUGGAAAGCACUGUAGGUCAUUAGGGACAACUGAUGAUGCUGAUUGUUGCUCCAGCUGUGUUGGCAAUUAAAGAUGACCUUGUUACUAACUGCAAGUUGCUGUCAACCUUAGCAAACAAACCAGCUAACACCAUUACAGCACUGGUUAAGUAGAUUUUUACUGGCACUGGCUGGCGUUCAGCUGAGGAAGGCUAGGAUACAGACUUUAAUGACCAAGAGCCAGACUAGCUCGAGCUAGAAAUUCAGCAACAAAUACCUCCUUGUGCUAUUUGAAUGCUAAGGUAUUAGUUGCAAAAGGCUUUCGCCUUCUCUCCUCUAGUGAGGGGAAUGAGCCUGAUGACACUAUUACUGUUUACCUGUCAAACCAGGGUGGAAAUUUAGAGGGAUGCAAGUACAGUAUGUCUCAUUAAGCAGUCUCUGUUGCUGACUAUAUGAAGAUGAAAUUGUUGUAUAUGCUGAUCUGUAUGUUAUGUACAUUUUCACAGUGAUUGAAUCAUUGUAAAAAGACAAAAAAAAAAAGACAAAAAAGAAUCACCACUCUGUCUAUUUUAUGAAAAUGAUAAAGCAGCUUUAUUAAAUUAUUACAGUUAUGUUUUAAAUGGUGUUAUCUGCCACAUUGUUUCCUUUUCUCUGGUGGUUCUCUGUUUUCCCCUUAAAUGUGUUUUCUCUGCUUCAAAAAUUUAAUGCAUUUUAGUAUUAAAGGCUAUUAUGGAAAAAUUAUUGAGUGUUUGGUGAACUGUGUCUCGGAGGGUGUCGGUUGGCAUGGGGGUGGGGGUGACUAUUAGGAGGGAACCAGCCCUCAGUGGGGUCACUGCUGUUCCAACCCAAAUGAUUUCUCUUGCCAUUUUCAUUUCACACAAUCACCAACUCUUCCAACUAAGAGGGGCCACUUCCUUCAGCCAGGCUCCCAUCAUUUCCUGAGUACCUCCACUC